AUGAUUCUCCGCAAACUGGAGGGACUAAUUACUUGUAGACUGUCAACUAGUGUAUAUCUUGUUUUCGAGUACACGGAACAUGAUAUUGCUGGUUUAUCAUCUUGUCCUGACAUCAAGUUCAGUGAAUCACAGGUUAAAUUCUAUAUGCAUCAACUACUAUCUGGCCUUGAACACUGUCAUUCAAGAGGUAUAAUGCACAGAGAUAUCAAGGGAUCCAACCUUCUUGUUAGUGAUGAUGAAGCUCUGAAGAUAGCUGAUUUUGGCAUGGAAAAUUUUGUUAGUGUCGGGCACAUUCAACCAUUAACUAUUCGAGUUGUUACUUUAUGGUAUCGGCCUCCUGAAAUUUUGCUUGGAUCCACCAGUUAUGGGCAAUCUGUUGAUCUAUGGAGUGCUGAUCUCGGAAGCCGAGGAAGGACAGAAUUUGCUGGAGAAGGCAGUAAAGAAGUGCAGCAGAAGUUACAGGAAAGUAUGAGAGGCAGUGCUGCUGUUGUUGCAAAAGAAGUGCAAUGCAGGGAAAGAGGUUCAGGUGAUGGCAGUGAUUGCAGGCCAGAGUAUAAGGAGAAACGAGGGUUUCCGCUACAGAUUAGUGAAAUUCAGUGA
Messenger RNA from Papaver somniferum (opium poppy), 600 nucleotides. RefSeq names its product probable serine/threonine-protein kinase At1g54610. The transcript has 4 exons. Gene Ontology annotation, biological process: protein phosphorylation; positive regulation of transcription elongation by RNA polymerase II. Bases 1 to 600 code for a protein of 199 amino acids. Lineage: Eukaryota; Viridiplantae; Streptophyta; Magnoliopsida; Ranunculales; Papaveraceae. Gene Ontology annotation, cellular component: cyclin-dependent protein kinase holoenzyme complex; nucleus. The record is from RefSeq and is a predicted model, not a curated record. Gene Ontology annotation, molecular function: RNA polymerase II CTD heptapeptide repeat kinase activity; ATP binding; cyclin-dependent protein serine/threonine kinase activity.